AUGAGCAUGCAAAAAAACUAUGGAGAUUAUGUUUCUAAGUUGGUGUACCUGGAAUUCGACUUCACAGUAAUACUUGUCGGCAACGUUGCUACUAUUGUAAAUGACUAGCAAUGUGUUAACAUAAUGUAUUGAAAUUUAAUUAUUUUUGCAAUCAUCUAUUUUAUUUAAACAUUUAUAUAUUCUUGUAUUUAAUUUUAACCUAUACGAAUAAUUAAUUAUGAUUCCGUACAGUAUUAAAUCGAAAUUUCUGGUUGUGUUGUUUAUUAUUCAUAUUGGCCACUCCCAAUUGUUCAAUGGUUUUGAUGACACCUUUAAGUACAAAAUAAAUUGGCUAGGUAAAGAGGAAGCCGACAAAUUUAUGAAGGUUAGUUAAAACAAUGAGAAAUUUGAAGUGAAAUACCUUUAUAUAUAUAUAUACAUAUUAUAUUUUAUAAAACAAAUUAUUACAUUGAACAUUAACUAUAGCAAGCGAACCAGUUAUUUUACUUAAGUAAAUAUAUUUGUUGUACCUAAGAAAAAUCUCUUCUCUAAUGUCUUACUUUGUUUAAACUAAUAUUUUAGUUUUAUAGUCGCAAUAAAAUGUAUUAAUUUUAAUAUAUUUAACUGUUUAAAAAAUCUAAUGCUAUUUUCAUAUUUCUUUAUGAUAUUAUUUUUUCAUUAGGAACACAAAGGGAAUUCUAUGACUGUGAAAACAGCUAUUGGUGAAACAUAUCGCUGUUAUCUACCACCUGACCAAGAUGAAGGUAAUGAUGAAUUUGAUUCAUCAUAUUCUGGACCUAGCCCAUUAGAACUAUUAUCACCAUUAUUCUCAAAACAAACUUGUUCUUACAAAGUAAAUACAUUACAUACUUAUUAUUAUAAAUAUUUUAUUUGCUAUAGUUUAUAUCUUCAUGUUAUUGUUAUAUUUAAAUAGGUCGAUAAUUAUUGGAUUUAUGAGGUAUGCCAUUAUCGAUAUGUUCGACAGUAUCAUAACGAGAGUGAAGGAAAAAGACAGACCGAACAAGAAUACUAUUUGGGUAGAUGGAAGAUAACUGAAGGUCUAGAAUUAGGUAAAGUAAUCAACUGAAUAAAUAAACUAAUAAGUACACAUAUUUACCUAAUAAUACAAAUUUGACUGUAUUUUUGUAUUGAAAUUUAUAAUAGAAUAAAAUUUGAAUCACGUAUAAAAUGUAUAUUAAAUUUUUUUUGUGACUUUAUUUGUAGAGGAAGAACUGGAAAUAUUGACAAAUAUAAAUAAUCAUAAACCUACAAAGUCAAAGAAAGUUAACGGUGUUAAUUUACCAUAUUUUGAAAUGAACUUAUUUGAUGGUACAGUUUGUGAUAUCAAUGGCCAUCCACGACAAGCAAAUGUGUUGUAUGUUUGUUACCCUCAAAAUAAACAUAGUGUGCUUUCGGUAAAAGAGACUUCUACUUGUCAAUAUGAAGUUAUUAUUUUAACAUCACUUUUAUGUACUCAUCCUUGGUACAAGUGAGUAUUAGAAUUUUGAAAUAUUAUUAAUUGAAAAGUAACUUCAUAAAAUAAAUUAUUUUUUUUAUGUGUAUUGAAUAUUAUUUUUAGACCACCAAAUAGUGAUGAUUUAAGCAUUAACUGUCUGCCAGUAAACGAUUCACCACGUAAACCUCAUAACUUAAAAGUCCUUGAAUCUGAUACUUCUAAAUUGAAAAAGAAAACUGUAAGUUUAAGUGAUUAUAGUUAAAAAAAAAUGAAACAGCAAUAAAUACAGAGUGUUUACUAAUAAGAUAUUUUAUUUUUGUUUUUAUAACCAGUGUUGUAAUAAGAUAUUUUAAUUCAGUAUCUAGAUACAGAUACAGAUGCAAGUUCCUUUAAGAAUAUCUUAACAAACAUUUUAAGAUACAUUUAAGAAAAGAUAUAAUUUUUUUUUUUUUUUUUUAUAAAUAUUUAAUUCAUUAAUAAUAUAGAAUUACAAAAUUAUAACAAAACAAGUAGUGGGAACAUAAUUUAUAAUACAAUCAUUUUUAUCUACACUUUUAUGUCAGUUUUCAGAUAAAAUUUUAUUCUCAUAAACUUAUAAGUUAUAAUACAAUCAUUGUCAGUUAUGAUAUAUAAUAUAUAACAAUAUUAAAAUAUUGGUUUAUUAUUGGUAAAUAUAAAAUAAAUAAUGGGUAUUCUCCACUUGUCUUGUCAAUGCACAAUAGUUUUACACUCAUACAUAAUAAUGUAUAAUAAUAAAUAAAUACAAAAUAAAUUGUUUAUAUUUUUAUUUAAAAAAAUUAAAUUUUAGAAUUUUUUGUUUUAUUUUUGUAUUUUGUAUAAUGUAAGAAUUGUAUCUUAAAAAGUAUCUUAGAUAAUUUCAUUAAGAUACACAAUAUUUUGUGUCUAAGAUACAUAUACAGAUACAAGAUACAAAAAAAGUAUCUAGAUAUAUUAUUACAGCACUGUUUAUAAUUAAUGAAACCUUUCAAUGAUCUUAAUGAUCCUCUCAAUAAAAAUAAAAACUUCAAAAUAGUUUCAAUAGAUAUGGUUUAUUUAUUAUAAGUAUUUUUUUAGUUUUUUGCUUGUUUUAUUUUCAUCUUGACUUUUAGUGUAAUAUUGUAAAAAAAAAAAAAAAAUUCUAUUUCUUAUACUUUGUUGUUUAUUUAUUAUUCAAGACCAAAGAAACUAAAUCAUCUUCAAAAACAAAAUCAACUGCAUCAAAAGAAAAGUCUUCUUUAAUAAUAAAUAAUUUUUUGUAUGAAGAUGUAUGUUUACAUGGAGUAAGUCUAAUUAUAUUUUAAAGAAUGUUUUGGUUUGUAUUUGAUAAUAUAUUUGUGUUACAGGGCUCUGGUUGGUGGACAUUUGAAAUUUGUUACAAUGAUUAUAUAAAACAAGUGCACAAGGAAAAAGGAAAACAGGAUGAAAUUAUUUUUUUGGGCUUUUUCAAUAAGCAAGACCAUAUUAAUUGGAUAAAUGAAAAUGAAAAAAAAAAGCCAAAUCUUGAAGCAAAAGGUACUAGAAAUGUUAUACAUCACUUCUACUCUUCUGGAUCUGUUUGUGGAAAAACUGGUGAACAACGAGUGACUGAGGUAAAUAUUAUUAUCUAACUUAUUGUUUAUAUGUAUUUAUUUAUAAUAAAAUUAAUGGCAAUUCUCUUUUUUAAUUAAUAUUAAUAAAAUAUAACCAAUUAAAAAUAUCUAUAUAGGUAUAUAGGUAUAUAAAUGAUGAAUAAAAUUAUAAUAUUAAUACAAUAUAAUACAUUGUAAAACUUAAUGAUCUGUUGCUAGUUAAUGUUAAUAAUAUGUAAUUGACUUACAUUUUUUUUUAGGUUCGGUAUAAAUGUACAGUAGUUUCAGAUAGUGGAGAUACAGUGGAACUUUAUUUGUUUGAACCAAGGACAUGUAAAUAUGUACUAACAAUAAAAUCACCAUCACUUUGUGAACUAAUAAAUGGACCAAUAGAUGAAUAUGGAUUAUUCAAAGUGGAAGAUAAGAUGAUUGAUAAUAUAUCACCUAUUUUAUUUCAAUUUAUGUAA
This is a messenger RNA of Cinara cedri, 3470 nucleotides long. The record is from the annotation of a GenBank genome assembly. NCBI's taxonomy places the organism in Eukaryota, Metazoa, Arthropoda, Insecta, Hemiptera, Aphididae.